UGCCCACUGAAAUAUCUAUUUCUAUCAAACUACAGAGAAGAGAGCUCCUCACCAAAUCGUUUUUGCAUUUUGUUUCCUCUGCUUCAAAAUCUCUACGAAAAGAAGAUAACUUUUGGUUUUGUGAAGAAGAAGAUGGGAAAUUUGCUUUGUUGCGUUCAAGUGGAUCAGUCAACUGUGGCGAUCAAAGAGACUUUUGGGAAAUUCGAAGAUGUUCUUGAACCUGGUUGCCAUUUUCUUCCAUGGUGUCUUGGUAGUCAAGUUGCUGGCUACCUCUCUUUGAGGGUUCAGCAGUUAGAUGUUCGUUGCGAGACUAAGACAAAGGACAAUGUGUUUGUUAAUGUUGUUGCUUCCAUUCAGUACCGAGCUUUAGCUAAUAAGGCGAAUGAUGCGUUCUACAAACUCAGUAACACUAGGAGUCAGAUUCAGGCCUAUGUGUUUGAUGUCAUUAGAGCAAGUGUCCCGAAGUUGAUUCUUGAUGAUGUCUUUGAGCAGAAGAAUGACAUUGCGAAAGCUGUUGAACAAGAGCUCGAGAAGGCAAUGUCGGCUUACGGUUAUGAGAUUGUGCAAACUCUCAUUGUUGAUAUCGAGCCUGAUGAGCAUGUCAAACGAGCCAUGAACGAAAUCAAUGCUGCUGCAAGGAUGAGACUUGCUGCAAACGAAAAGGCAGAGGCCGAGAAGAUCUUGCAGAUAAAGCGAGCUGAAGGUGAAGCUGAGUCCAAGUACCUCUCAGGUAUGGGUAUUGCCCGUCAGAGACAAGCGAUUGUAGACGGAUUACGCGAUAGUGUGUUGGGGUUCGCUGUGAAUGUGCCCGGGACAACAGCUAAAGAUGUGAUGGACAUGGUGCUUGUUACACAGUACUUUGACACAAUGAAGGAGAUUGGUGCUAGCUCCAAAUCCUCUGCAGUGUUCAUACCGCAUGGACCAGGAGCUGUUCGUGAUGUGGCUGCUCAGAUCAGAGAUGGCCUUCUUCAGGGCUCGUCCACCUCCACCAACAUGUGAAGUUGAUGGGACUGAUUAUGUCCUCUUUUCUUCGACUAAGCUUAUGGUGUGAUUAUUAUUUACUUUGAUUUUUUUUUUCUUUUUUUUUUCUUUUGGAGGAUACUGAAACUACAGUAUCUUAUUUUGAGGGUUUUUAAAAAAAAAAAAUUAUUUUGGGGUUUAUAAUUAGUCUUUAUAACUAAAUUGUAUUAUUAUCCUCCAUGGUUAUGGUGAUAAAAUCAAACUUACGAAGACUCUUUAUAUUCAGAAAAUUACAAGCGAUAUUGUAUCGGAAA
Camelina sativa (false flax) is the source of this 1274-nucleotide messenger RNA. Its product is annotated as hypersensitive-induced response protein 1. The record is from RefSeq and is a predicted model, not a curated record. NCBI's taxonomy places the organism in Eukaryota, Viridiplantae, Streptophyta, Magnoliopsida, Brassicales, Brassicaceae.